ACUUACUAUCAUGAUGCUCCAUUGGUAUGAGGAAUCGCUGCAAAAUCAACAACAACAACAAUCAAAAGUUAAGCCGGUUCAAUUUUUAAUCGUUUCUGACAACAAUUUGUGAAUUGUGAGGUUUUUAUCCUUUUCGCAAACAAUGGCAGCGUCAGGUAUCCCCGAUAAACUGUGGCAACCGAAAUUUGCAGUGCUUGAGACUACAAUGGGAGAAGUUGUCAUCGAACUAUAUUGGAAGCACGCUCCGAACACAUGCCGAAAUUUUGCUGAAUUGUGCCGUAGAGGCUAUUACAAUGGAACUAAAUUCCACAGAAUUAUCAGAGAUUUUAUGAUUCAGGGCGGUGACCCCACUGGAACUGGCAAAGGAGGGCAAUCUAUUUACGGCAGAGAAUUCGAUGAUGAAAUACAUGAGGAGCUCAAACACACAGGAGCUGGUGUACUUUCAAUGGCCAAUUCAGGACCCAACACCAACGGUUCUCAAUUUUUCAUCACCCUAGCCCCCACUCAGUGGUUGGAUGGGAAACAUGCUAUAUUUGGUAGGAUUUAUUCAGGUAUGAAUGUGGUCAAGAGAAUUGGAUUGGUCGAGACGGAUAAAACAGACAGACCAGUUGAUGAUGUUGAAAUUAUUCAGAGUUCUGUAUCUAUGAACUAAUUAGUUCCCCUCUGAGAAGACAAAAUACCUUCAUUUCCAUUGUUGAAACAAAGGAAGCCCAUGCUUUUACAAAUUUUUCUAAUAAAGCCUUCUUUUAUUUACAAUA
Thrips palmi is the source of this 758-nucleotide messenger RNA. RefSeq names its product peptidyl-prolyl cis-trans isomerase-like 1 (gene Cypl). Gene Ontology annotation, cellular component: catalytic step 2 spliceosome. The record is from RefSeq and is a predicted model, not a curated record. Lineage: Eukaryota; Metazoa; Arthropoda; Insecta; Thysanoptera; Thripidae. The transcript is spliced from 5 exons. Gene Ontology annotation, molecular function: peptidyl-prolyl cis-trans isomerase activity. Gene Ontology annotation, biological process: protein peptidyl-prolyl isomerization; protein folding. Bases 143 to 652 code for a protein of 169 amino acids.